UGGCUAAGCGGAACGUGAACGAGAGAACAAGUGGGAGAACGGGGAGAGAGAUAAAGUGCGUGGACAAUCGGGUCUGUAAAGAAGAAAAAAACACACGAGUUGUUGGAUUAAUGAUUCGAUUAUUCACUAAGCUAAGGACGGAUUUCUCUGACGGUUCGUAAAGCAUGUAUAACCGAAAGCUGCUAUGUGUGUUGUGAAUUAUAUCAAGGCUAUGAUUCGUUAUCAUGGUCUUGUUCUAUGAUCAAAGGAGUGGAAGUGACUAGAUUUAAAGAAAACGAGAAGAAAAAACAAAGAUCCAUGAUGAACACAUUAUGUGGUAUAAUGAUAACAUCAGCACUAUCAUGACGAUUAAAUACGGAAAUAUCAUAGAAGAGAAGGAUAUUUAUCAAUGAAGCGAAAAAGUGAUUCACAAACCAAAAUCCCAAAAAAAUUCGAAGCGGUUCGUUUCAGUGUGUGAAAGAAAUAGAAGAAAAACAUAUUACAUUGAGAACUUAGCGUAAUUAUCAUCUGCAUAAUAGUUCAUUCUAAACAUUUAAAUCACGUGUCACGUUUUCUACUGACUUCGUGCUUUUAUAUGAACAGGAAACAGAGCAGAGCAGAUGACAUUGCUGUGAUCGUAGCGCAUCGUAGGCUCAGAAGAUGAAACAAGAAGAAACAUUAGUCAAAGAAGCUGCAUCUACGCCAGCCAUCCAAGAGGAAGGGAAGGAGGAAGAGUUGAUAAAGAAGGAAGAGGAAGAGAAGGAAGUAAACGAGAUAAGGAAAGAAGAGAAUAAGCAAGAGGCAAACGCUCGGUCUCUGAGUGACGACGAAACUUCGGAUGGGCGGAGUCUGUACCGAGGGGGCGUGACCCGGCGUGGCCUCUUGCACCGUGAUGACCUCCCGCCAAAGGUCAUAGUCACCUCCAGCGUCAAUCGAGGUCAACUUUUGGACGACACUUAUGCCCAAGAUCGCAACCUCCCCCCGCCCCGCUUGAUCGAAUCGCCCGACAUGACUCAGCGGGAAUAUCGCGUUAACUACCCCGGGGCGAAACUACGAGUAGCGGCGCCUUUGCCUUCGCACUUGACGCAACAGCACAGCCUCCCCCCGGGAAGUUCGUCGCGACAGGAACCUCAAGCCAUCAACUUCGGUUCCUCAAGCUUAUCCAGAGGAGCCUUUCAUCACGCGAGGGAACCCGCCCACCUCGACUACCCCCCACCCCCGCACGCCAUUCCCCGCACACCCGUGACAUUUUACAGCCCCGCCCACGCUGCCGCACGCCCACCGCUUCGCCAGAGGCCUUACAUACGUCGCAAGAUCACGCCCAAACCACAGGCCGAAGACCCACAGCCGUUGGAACCUUUCCGCCCAUCCAAGCUCCUGCCGCCCAUCGGAGAGAGAGACUCCCCCGAGCGACGGCGAACUACCACGACCCCUCGACCUCGCCGGGGUCAGGUCAUGAAUGCGCCGAGGCCUCUGUCGCCGGGCCUCUCCACCCUGGGAGACGCCCUCUCACCGUUAGGCACGAUCAGCAAGUCGGGCGUGAGGCCAGAGAUCGGGCAUCGGGCGGGCUCAGCAGGUGGGCGGCGUCAGAAUACCCAGGGACCUACGUAUCGACGCCCGCAGAGCAACCAGUCCAGUCAGCCGGGCUACCAAACCGGCGACGAGGGAAGGUACACUUUCGUGGCCGGGCAGGUGUUCACUCCGCCCGCCCUCAUUAAAAGGCCAAACAUUAGAUCGACGGAGAAGACGAACUUGCGCAUCACCACGAUGAGGCCGCGGAAUGAGAUGCCUUUGGUGCCUUAUGAGGACAGCCGGUCAGCCUACGUGCCCAGAUACGUCAAGGAAGCCAUCGCGGAAAUGGAGUUCGAGCCCAAGACGGUGGACGCCCCUCUGCAGCCCCUGUCGACGUCGACCUUCGAGCGGCCCCACUGGUUCCUCAUGCCGGUCCAGGGGUGGUUCGUGCUGUCCAUCAUCCUCGCGGCCCUCGUCAUCGUCCUGGCGGUUCUCUCUGGGAUCCUCUACAAGAGCUUGAGGAAGCAGAAGAGGAAGGUGAAGAAACUCGUCAACCCCGGCUUGCUCGUAGGGCCUUGCGUCGACCCCCUGAAACACGAGCGGUGCCAGUGUCGGACCUUGGCACCCCUAGUUCGCUCCCAGACGCUGCUGUCACGGGCGUCUGUCAUGUCACGGGCGUCGAACCGGGAAAUGACGAUGAGACGGUCUCCCUCCAGACACCAGGGCAUCAUCAACUAUGACAACGCUGCGCAGCAAAUGACAACGGGCUUCCGGUCCUUGCCUAACCCCGCCCUGAUGGACCGCGACGUAGAGAAGGACAACAAUUUGGAUUCCAUUACGACUACGCACACACAGCUGGAAGUUGAGGACACGCCCCCUCCCCUGGCCCCGAAGAGGUCGUCCCUGACAGGCGCCAGCGGAGGGCAGGAGAGCCGACCAGGGGCAGGGGGCAGGGAGAGCAGGGCCGGAGGAAGGGAGAGCAGGGCGGGAGGGAGAGAGAGCAGACUGGGAGCUUACGAGAACAGGAUGGACAGCAGCGACAGCAAACU
Messenger RNA from Penaeus monodon (black tiger shrimp), 2540 nucleotides. RefSeq lists its product as uncharacterized. NCBI's taxonomy places the organism in Eukaryota, Metazoa, Arthropoda, Malacostraca, Decapoda, Penaeidae. The record is from RefSeq and is a predicted model, not a curated record.